AUGACAUCCUUUUACGACGAGAUUGAAAUCGAGGCAAGUUCUCCAUUCAUCUCUGACUUUGAGUACGACGAGGACGAGGAUAUCUACUUUUACCCUUGUCCGUGCGGCGACCGGUUCCAGAUCACCAAGGAGGAGCUUCAGGAUGGCGAGGAUAUUGCUCGGUGCCCGAGCUGUUCGCUCUUGAUCAGAGUCAUCUACGACCCCGAUGAUUUUGCGGACGAGGACGACGAGGAGUCGACGUUUACGAUGACUGCAUUGGCUGAGGCCCUUCCUGAGCCUAUUACUGCUUAA
Molecule: messenger RNA, 291 nt
Organism: Linnemannia hyalina
Lineage: Eukaryota; Fungi; Mortierellomycota; Mortierellomycetes; Mortierellales; Mortierellaceae
Source: the annotation of a GenBank genome assembly